Messenger RNA from Ceratotherium simum simum (southern white rhinoceros), 3217 nucleotides. The record is from RefSeq and is a predicted model, not a curated record. NCBI's taxonomy places the organism in Eukaryota, Metazoa, Chordata, Mammalia, Perissodactyla, Rhinocerotidae.
CAGGGACGAGAAAAGUGACUGGCCUUUGUCAGGCUUCUUUUUACACUGCCUUGGCAGAGACAUGUAACCAGCAGCUCUGCCAGGGAUUCAGGAGCCUGCUCGCAUUCAAAAAUGAUAAGGGACAUCUAAGGAAAACAAGCUGAUCCCUUUCGGGAACACACCAAAGCCAGAUAACCCAAGUUAAUCAUAGCAAGACACAGCCAGUCUUAGAGCUGAGUACUGGGAAAUUAGCUUUGCUUCUUUGAGUUUCUGAAACAUGCAUCUUUAUAAACCUGCCUGUGCAGACAUCCCUAGCCCCAAGCUGGGGCUGCCCAGGUCCAGUGAGUCGGCUCUGAAAUGCAGACGGCACGCAGUGGUGACCAAGCCUCCGCCUCAGGCAGCCUGCUGGCCCGUUAGGCCCAGUGGAGCAGCGGAACGGAAACACCUGGAGAAGUUUUUACGUGUCCAUGGAAUUUCGUUGCAGGAAACCACGAGGGCGGAGACAGGCAUGCCUUACAGGAAUCUUGGAAAAUCAGGACUCAGAGUUUCUUGCUUGGGUCUUGGAACAUGGGUGACAUUUGGAGGUCAAAUUUCAGAUGAGGUUGCUGAACGGCUGAUGACGAUCGCCUACGAGAGUGGAGUUAAUCUCUUUGAUACUGCCGAGGUCUAUGCUGCUGGGAAGGCUGAGGUGAUUCUGGGGAGCAUCAUCAAGAAGAAAGGCUGGAGGAGGUCCAGCCUGGUCAUAACAACCAAACUCUACUGGGGUGGAAAAGCUGAAACAGAAAGAGGGUUGUCAAGAAAACACAUUAUUGAAGGACUGAAGGGCUCCCUCCAGAGGCUGCAGCUUGAGUAUGUGGAUGUGGUCUUUGCAAAUCGACCAGACAGUAACACCCCCAUGGAAGAAAUUGUUCGCGCCAUGACACAUGUGAUAAACCAAGGAAUGGCGAUGUACUGGGGAACCUCACGGUGGAGUGCUAUGGAGAUCAUGGAAGCCUAUUCUGUAGCAAGACAGUUCAAUAUGAUCCCACCCGUCUGUGAACAAGCUGAGUACCAUCUUUUCCAGAGAGAGAAAGUGGAGGUUCAGCUCCCAGAGCUCUACCAUAAAAUAGGAGUUGGAGCAAUGACGUGGUCUCCCCUUGCCUGUGGAAUCAUCUCAGGAAAAUAUGGAAACGGGGUGCCUGAAAGUUCCAGGGCUUCGCUGAAGUGCUACCAGUGGUUGAAGGAAAGAAUUAUAAGUGAAGAAGGGAGAAAACAGCAAAACAAGUUAAAAGACCUUUCCCCGAUUGCCGAGCGUCUGGGGUGCACGCUACCUCAGCUGGCCGUUGCAUGGUGCCUGAGAAACGAGGGCGUGAGUUCCGUGCUCCUGGGGUCAUCCACUCCUGAACAGCUCAUUGAAAACCUCGGCGCCAUCCAGGUUCUCCCGAAGAUGACAACACACGUGGUAAACGAGAUUGAUAACAUACUGCGCAACAAGCCCUACAGCAAAAAGGACUACAGGUCAUAAGGCAGUGCGUGAGCCAAGGAGCUGCAGGGUUAAAACAGUGUCUACACCGGUACAGAAUGGUGUUACUAGCCAGUCUACUGAAUCCCUUAGCAGCCUGCUGCUCAACCUCUAGUGUCCCCAAGAUUCUGAGGGGUCUGCUGUCGCCACCACUGUGCACCUGAAUUACAAACACAUGUGAAAACUCACAACCAAGAAAAUCCAUUCUAUUUUCUUAUUUGACUGGAGUCCCCUUUCCUUGCAUUGCUCCGUACACCUCAUGCUUAUGCAAUGGAAAGUAUGUGAGGGAAGACACAUGACCUUCAGGCGUUUAGUAACUUAAAGAAGGCUGUACAGAUAUAUUUUUUCAAAUGAACAAAAUCCACAGAUGCAAUGUGGAUUGCAUCAGAAAGAGUAGGCUAUGUUCACUCAGAAGUCUUGCUUGAGAGAAUAAGCAGAAACAAUUUUACAUUUUUUUUCUAUUUUCACCUUCAUGUUAGCAAGAGUUGUCAUUCAACAAAACUAAAAUUCUUAGGUAUUUGCUUUCAUUAGCUUUUAAACAUUCACUGUCGCUUGGCCCCAAGAAUGACCCUGUAAAGCAAUUUACCCAAGGUGUCUAUUAGGAUUCUAACGAUGCCAUGUCCAUUUACAUGUAGAGAUGGUAAAAGGAUGACCACCCCAAUCUUUAGAGACAUUACGGUUAAUUUAUGAAAGGGAGGACUACACUGCUGUGGAAGCUUAGCUUUGAAGAAAAUGAAGUGUUCAUUUUUUACUACAUUUUAUUAAAAUCUGCAUUAUACUUUUGACUGCUUGUAGGCACAGCUUCUGCAAAUUUAAAUAUUUGAGCUUUAAAAAUAAAUAUACACCUGCUCAGUUUUGUAAGUAAACCUGUAAAAUACCCAAAGGCAAAUGUUUGCUGUUUAAUUAGCACUGGGAUUUUACAAUAUAAUGUUUGCUGUUUUUGAGGAGUUAUUAACAAAAAGGUAAAUCGUGGGCCUUGUGAAAAAUGCUAUUACUACUCAGCACAUGCUGGGUGAAUUAACUUGCCCAAGGAAAGCAAAUGUUGAACUUCCUGAUUCUAUAAUCACAUUAUGUACACUAAACUAUAUGCAUGAAAGCUCUUUGCAUGGAUUGGGAGACAGUCUUGUUGCACUCAGAAGCCGAGGUCUAGCUAGCCCUGCCACUAUUGGCUACCCGCCUUUAUGAAUAUUCCACUUGAAAAAAAUUUCGAGAAUAUAUCGCGUGUACCUGUAAGAAGGGAGAAAACAUGGGGUUUUUUCUUUUUGGGGGUGUGUUGCGGGGGGUGUCUCUAUUUGGACACCUGAGCAUGUACAAAAUUCUAGUUUAAUUUUCUGGCCAGCAGGUCUCCCAUAUAGAAAUCACUUUGAGACUUACAGAAGAAAUAUACUAUCAGCUUUAAAUGCUAUUUCCUGCCAUCAUUUCCAGAUAUGUAUUUCUUAAUUGUAAAUCUUAAAAUGUUAGUAUGAAAUAACAACAAAUUUUCUUUUUGAUUAUUACUAUUCUAAUAGGGAAUUCAAAUUCUAAUAGGAAAAUAGGAUUCUAAUAGGGAAAUUGUUUGGCUUUUUUGCCCAAGUGUAUCUGAUUAAUGGUGGAAAUGGAUCAUUUUUCAGUUGUUCAUUGUGUAUUCAACCAAUCCAGUGAACUACUAUAUGUAUAAAUGAGCUCAAGUUGUCUAACUGGAACUGCAAUUUAACUAAUUAAUUUGCUUAGAGUAAUAAAAGCAUUUGGUGCAUUUAA